This is a messenger RNA of Hibiscus syriacus, 2065 nucleotides long. RefSeq names its product cysteine-rich receptor-like protein kinase 15. The coding region runs from base 1 to 2037 and encodes 678 amino acids. Gene Ontology annotation, molecular function: ATP binding; protein serine/threonine kinase activity. The record is from RefSeq and is a predicted model, not a curated record. Gene Ontology annotation, biological process: protein phosphorylation. NCBI's taxonomy places the organism in Eukaryota, Viridiplantae, Streptophyta, Magnoliopsida, Malvales, Malvaceae. The transcript is spliced from 7 exons.
AUGACUUUCACAAUCCUGCUAGUAAUAGUCCUCUUCUGGCUUAGCCUUAAAUCGGAAGCUCAGCAGCCUACUUAUAUCUACCAUGUGUGUUCGAACACCACCACUUUCACCGUAAACAGCACUUACCAAGCGAAUCGUGACACCGUCUUGUCUUGGCUGGUGUCUAAUACCACCCGCGGAGAUGGUUUCUACAACACAACCGCAGGCAGCAGCCCCGACACCGUAUACGGCAUUUCCCACUGCCGUGUGGAUAUUAAUACCACCUUCUGCCAAGCGUAUAUCAACUUCGCCUCCGAAGACCUUACCCGACGUUGUCCCGUUGAAAAAACAGCGAUUAUCUAUUACGGGGAGUGCCUCCUCCGGUACUCGAAUCGAACUAUCGUUUCGGUUUUGGAAGACUCACGUAUAGGUUAUUGGCUCGACACACAGAGAAACACCAGCUUCAUCCCGCAAGAUGGAUAUUUCGACCAGGUAGUGUCGGCCGCGGCAGUGAUUAGCAUGAACGAAAUAUUAAACCGGGCGGAAAAUCAACCGAGUGAAAAAAGAUUUGCAGCGGUAGAAACCAGAGUUUCAGCGAAUCAAAAACUGUACAUCCUCGAGCAGUGUUCACCGGACAUAUCGGAUACGGAUUGCAGAAUAUGUCUGCAAAGAUCGAUAGAGAAUCUAAGUUGUUGCGUCGGAAGGCAAGGGGGAGGAGUGUUGAAUCCUAGCUGUAACGUCAGAUAUGAUAUUUACCCAUUCUAUAACCAAACAGCAAUUGCACCUCUACCUCCGGCUCCGGCUCCAGAAUUAGAAGAAGACACACAAAACAAUUCAAACUGGAUCACAAUACUUGUUGCAAGUUUAUCAGCAACUUUCGGAGUAGCUCUGAUUUCGGUCUCUGGUUUCUUCAUCUGGAGGAGGAGAAACAAUCAAGAGAAUAGGGAAAAUAGCCAAGGUGCUCAACUACUUGACUUGGUAGACGGAAGAAUUCCUAAUGAGCACUCAACGGAAACGUUUAGUGGAGAAAAUAUGGGCAAGUCUCAAGAGUUACCUUCAAUUCAAUUGGAUAUUUUACAUGCAGCAACAAACUCCUUUUCUCAUAAUAAUAAGCUCGGGGAGGGUGGAUUUGGUCCCGUAUACAAGGGCACACUAGCAGAUGGUAAAGAAAUUGCUGUUAAGAGACUGUCUGGAACUUCAGGUCAAGGGCUUGUUGAGUUGAAGAAUGAAGUCAUGUUAAUCGCCAGAUUACAACAUAGAAAUCUUGUGAAGCUCUUAGGAUGCUGCUUAGAGAAAAACGAAAAUUUGCUUGUGUAUGAAUUCAUGCACAAUAGAAGCCUCGACGUCUUCCUUUUCGAUCCAAACUUAUCAGCACAAUUGGAUUGGCAGAAACGACUCGUCAUCAUUAAAGGAAUUGCCCGAGGUAUCAUGUAUCUACAUGAAGAUUCUCGUCUCAGAAUUAUCCACAGAGACCUUAAAGCCAGCAAUGUUCUACUUGAUCAUAAAAUGAAUCCGAAAAUCUCAGAUUUCGGUAUGGCAAGAAUUUUCGGAGAAGAUAGGAAUGAAGCAAAUACCAAGAGAGUAGUCGGGACAUACGGAUACAUGGCACCCGAGUACGCUAUGCAUGGCCUCUUCUCUAUCAAAUCUGAUGUUUUUAGUUUUGGUGUCCUGCUGCUGGAGAUUAUAAGUGGAAGAAAGAACAAUGGUUUCCAUCUUUUACUGAGUGGUGAAAGCCUGCUGACUUUUGCAUGGAAACUAUGGUCCAAAGGUGCAGGGAUGGAGUUGAUAGAUCAAUGCCUUGUUCCGUCAAGUGUGGCUUCUGAAGUUCUUAAAUGCAUUCAUAUCGGGCUGUUGUGCGUGCAAGAAGACCCAUCGGUCAGGCCAACCAUGUCAUCGGUGAUUUACAUGUUGGCAAGCGAUGGUACCAUAUCGCUUUCUCGUCCAACUGAACCAGCAUUUUCUGUUGGACGUGCCAUCGUCGAACCAUCACAAUCUAAUUCAAAUGAUGGAGCUUGUUCCGUUAAUGAGGUCACUAUUUCGAAUUUCGUGCCUCGUUGAUUUCAUCAUUGCUUUAAGAGUGCGUUUG